Colius striatus (speckled mousebird) is the source of this 4183-nucleotide messenger RNA. It is a transcript of the gene WDR11, whose product is annotated as WD repeat domain 11. Gene Ontology annotation, cellular component: cytoplasm. Bases 86 to 3757 code for a protein of 1223 amino acids. The record is from RefSeq and is a predicted model, not a curated record. The transcript is spliced from 29 exons. Lineage: Eukaryota; Metazoa; Chordata; Aves; Coliiformes; Coliidae. Gene Ontology annotation, molecular function: protein binding.
UGGGCAGGGCUGCGGGAGCUGUGCUAGCGGCCGCCCGGGCUCGGGCCGCUCCGCCGGGCCCGGCGCUCCCCUGCCCCGCCCCGCCAUGCAGCGCUUCACGGUGAACAUCAAGCUGCCGGCGAGGACCCUGACGGGCGCUCUCAGCGCGCCCAACCGGGGGGCGGCGGACUGGGGCUGGCAAGGUCUGAUUGCAUAUGGAUGUCAUUCUCUUGUGCUGGUAAUUGAUGCCAAUACUGCUCAGACUCUACAGGUUUUGGAAAGACACAAAGCUAGUGUUGUCAAGGUUAAAUGGGCUAAAGAGAAUUACCAUCAUAAUAUUGGCUCUCCAUAUUCCUUACGUUUAGCUUCUGCUGAUGUUACUGGAAAAAUAAUUGUAUGGGAUGUUGCAACAGGAACAGCUCGUUGUGAAAUACAAGAACACACCAAACCAAUUCAAGACAUGCAGUGGUUGUGGAAUCAGGAUGCUUCUAGAGAUUUACUGCUUGCAGUUCAUCCACCUAACUAUAUUGUACUGUGGAAUGCUGACACAGGCACCAAACUUUGGAAGAAAAGUUAUGCUGAAAAUAUCCUGUCUUUUUCAUUUGACCCCUUUGAUCCAUCACACUUAGCUUUGCUCACCAGUGAAGGAAUAGUGUUCAUCUCUGACUUCUCGCCUUCCAAAGCUCCUGCCAGCUCAGGGAAGAAAGUUUACAUCUCUAGUCCUCAUUCCAGUCCGUCUCACAACAAGCUGGCUGCUGCUACGGGGGCCAAAAAGGCCCUUGAUAAAGUCAAAAUCUUAAUCAGUAAUGAAAAACCAAGUGCUGAAUCUGUAACACUCAAUGACUGCCUUCAGCUGUCAUAUUUGCCUUCCAAGAGAAACUACAUGCUGUUACUGUAUCCCAGAGAAAUUUUGAUUCUUGAUUUGGAAGUGAAUCAGACAGUGGGUGUGAUUGCAAUUGAAAGAACAGGUGUACCUUUCCUCCAGGUCAUUCCUUGCUUUCAGCGUGAUGGGUUAUUUUGCCUUCAUGAAAAUGGUUGUAUAACUUUAAGAGUUCGCAGAUCCAAUUGCAGUAUAACUGGAACUCCAAAUGAAGAGCCAGAUCCAGACCCAGCUCAGGAGCUAAUAUACGAUUUGAGAAGUCAGUGUGAUGCAAUCAGGGUAACAAAAACAGUUCGACCCUUCAGUAUGGUGUGUUGCCCAGUGAAUGAGAAUUCUGCAGCUCUCAUAGUCAGUGAUGGCAGGGUAAUGAUCUGGGAAUUAAAAUCCAGUGUUUCUGGCAGAAAUGUUCGUAACAGCAGUUCAAGUGCAUCACCUUUGUAUUCCCCAGUCUCAUUCUGUGGAAUUCCUGUAGGAGCAUUCCAAAAUAAACUUCCAGACCUCUCAUUAGACAACAUGAUUGCAGGGCAAGGCACAGUUGCUGGAGAAGAACAGUUGAAGAAUUCUUUUCUGCAAGAAGUGCACCUCAAAUUUCUGCUGACUGGACUUCUUUCAGGACUUCCUUUGCCUCCGUUUGCCAUCCGCAUGUGCCCGCCUCUUACAACAAAAAACAUUAAGGAGUAUGAGCCAAUCCUUGCUGUUGGUACAAGUAAUGGCUCUGUCUUGGUGUUUCAUCUUACAAGCGGACUCUUACACAAAGAGUUAAGCAUCCAUUCCUGUGAAGUCAAGGGAAUCGAGUGGAUAAGCUUGACUGGGUUUAUUUCCUUUGCCACAUCAACGCCUAACAAUCUGGGGCUAGUAAGGAAUGAGCUGCAGCUGGUGGACCUACCAACAGGCAGAAGCAUUGCCUUUCGUGGGGAGCGAGGCAAUGACGAGCCAGCUAUUGAAAUGAUAAAGGUGUCUCAUUUGAAGCAGUAUCUAGCUGUAGUAUUUAAAGACAAACCGCUGGAGAUCUGGGAUGUCAGAACAUGUACUCUGCUCAGAGAAAUGUCUAAAAACUUCCCUACAGUGACUGCUUUGGAGUGGUCACCUUCUCAUAACUUAAAAAGCCUGAGGAAGAAGCAGUUGGCAGCCCGGGAGGCCAUGGCCCGGCAGACCGUUGCGUCAGACGCUGAAGUUAGCAGCGUGGAGUCUUCUGUGAUCAGCUUGUUACAGGAAGCUGAAAGUAAAUCGGAGCUGAGCCAGAACAUUUCUGCCAGAGAGCACUUUGUGUUUACUGGUGCUGAUGGGCAGGUUUAUCAUCUCACAGUAGAAGGAAACACAGUAAAAGACAGUGCAAGAAUUCCUCCUGAUGGAAGUAUGGGUAGCAUUACAUGUAUUGCCUGGAAAGGGGAUAUCCUGGUUCUUGGAGAUGUUGAUGGAAACUUAAACUUCUGGGAUUUAAAAGCUAGAGUAUCCAGGGGGAUUCCCACACACCGAAGCUGGGUGAAAAAGAUUCGUUUUGCCCCAGGGAAAGGAAAUCAAAAACUUCUGGCAAUGUACAGUGAUGGUGCAGAAAUUUGGGAUUCCAAAGAGGUGCAAAUGGUGAGCAGUUUAAGAAGUGGAAGAAAUGUGAAUUUCCGAAUCCUGGAUGUGGAUUGGUGCACUUCAGACAAAGUGGUCUUGGCAUCAGAUGAUGGGUGCAUUAGAGUUCUAGACUUGUCCAUGAAGCCAUCGUGUUUUAGAAUGGAUGAACAGGACUUAAUAGAACCUGCAUGGUGCCCCUAUCUGCUCGUUCCAAGGGCUUCAUUAGCCUUAAAAGCGUUCUUGUUACAUCAGCCAUGGAAUGAGAAAUACUCUCUAGAUAUUAUAAACAUUGAUUAUCCAGAGAACGAGAAUAUUAAAAACCUUCUUCAAGAGCAGUUGAAUUCAUUGUCCAAUGACAUAAAGAAACUUCUGCUUGAUCCGGAUUUUACUCUCUUGCAAAGAUGUCUCCUAGUUGCCAGGCUGUAUGGGGAUGAAUCUGAACUGCAUUUCUGGACUAUUGCUGCCCACUAUUUGCACAGCUUAUCCCAGGAAAAGUCUGCAAAACCAGCAGAUGCAGCUGCCCUUCAAGAACAGUUGGUUAAUCCUUUGGAUAUAUGCUAUGACAUACUCUGUGAGAAUCAUUACUUCCAGAAAUUCCAGCUUGAAAGGGUAAAUCUCCAGGAAGUGAAGAGAUCAACGUAUGACCACACCAGGAAAUGUGCUGAUCAGCUGCUUCUCUUGGGCCAGACUGACAGAGCAGUGCAACUGUUGUUAGAAACAAGUUCAGAGAAUGUGCAUUAUUACUGUGAUUCACUCAAAGCUUGCUUGGUCACAACUGUCACCUCAUCAGGUCCAUCUCAAAGUACCAUUAAACUGGUAGCAACCAACAUGAUAGCCAAUGGAAAGCUUGCAGAGGGUGUGCAGUUACUGUGUCUGAUUGAUAAAGCUGCUGAUGCCUGUCGCUACUUGCAGACUUAUGGCGAAUGGAAUCGUGCAGCUUGGCUUGCAAAGGUUCGUUUGAACUCUGAGGAGUGUGCUGAUGUGUUGAAGCGUUGGGUAGAUCACCUUUGCUCUCCACAAGUCAACCAGAAGUCCAAAGCCAUUCUUGUCCUCUUGUCACUUGGGUGCUUUACAAAAGUUGCAGAGAUGUUGCACAGUAUGAGGUACUUUGACAGAGCAGCUUUAUUUGUUGAAGCUUGUCUGAAAUAUGGGGCAUUUGAAGUUAAUGAUGAUACAAAUAAAUUGAUCCAUGCUAUAUAUGCAGACUAUGCCAGAAGCUUGAAGCUCCUGGGCUUUAAACAGGGAGCUCUUCGUUUUGCCUCAAAAGCAGGGGAAAGUGGUAAAGAAUUACUGAUUGAGCUCAAGCAGCCUAAAGAGGAAGUGACACAAGAGUAAGAAUGUUUCGUUUAUGAGGAGAUUUGAGUUGUCUCUCAGACUGAGAUCCCACUGGGUGAAAAUACAUUUUUCUCUUGAAUCGCUGUAAUAGCUGAUGUGUGAUUUGAGCAAAUGGUGUUGAAUGUGUGUGGAGGCAACAUUAAGAAGAGUUCUGUGUUUAUUUUCAUGUUAAAAUUGUCUUCAUUUCACGAGAUGGGAAGGAAGCCUGUGGUGAAGUCGCACAAGCAUAUUUACAACAUUUUCAACUGUAGCAGAAGACAAAUUGAGAAAGAUGCUGAGAGAGUUCUAUACCUGUGUAAAAGUCUACUCCAUUUACUUUUAAGAAUCAGAUCUUUCUAUUUCUUCACUACUGUUGUAUUUAUAUGUAUACAGUCUGUACUAUACAAAUAUAAAUAUAUUUAAAGAAUAAACAUCCAUUACAAAACA